AUGGGCCAUCCAGAAGCACACGGGAAAACUAACAUGCCCACGGAUGGAAGAGAGGUGUGCCAACCUACAGACAGCCUUCACGAUCUGACCACUCUUCACGAGUGUCAGCCAAAUUUUUCGGAUAAUCGACAUCAGCCACUCGGGUCGGCACUUUCACAAAGUCAAGCAUCACCUACAGUCCCUCGGAGAUUCCUGGUCCAGCCAAUCGAAACCGUCUCGCGAAGCUCAAACGUCCAACAGCUAGCUUCGAGCGAAGCAAACCAACCCGAUCUAUCAAAGCCCGAACCACAUUCAAAAGAGCCCAGUGAACAUCGACCAGUCAAACGAUUUUUACCGGAACCAAUUGAAACAAGCAAAGCUAGUAUUAGACGGUCUCAUUCGACUUCUGAGGUACAGGAGAGGAAUUCUCCAUCACAGAGCAAUACAUCAGCGGCUCCGAGAAGAUUCAAACCCGACCUGAUAGAAACCGACACUCGCUCGGUUCGAAAAGGGAAACCCAUUCGGGUUUCCCAACGGCACAAUGCCGUAGAAUCUUCCGCACCCCAUACAAUCAUUGGUCCAGACACGACAUCAUGGCUAGAUCCAAAUCCCGACGUCCACACUUAUCUAUCAUCCGAGUCUCAUUUUUCGUAUUCCAAUCUUCUGCGUCGACAACAAGACCGACGACAUUCGUUUCGAGUACCGGAUUUACCAUCGAUCGCCUCUGAUAGCAGCGAAGACUCGGAUAACUCCAGAUCGCAUUCAGCGUGCACUUCGCCGCCUAGGCCUUCCAAUAAAGUGACACAAGAUUUAGACAUGAGCGAUGCACCCCAUGAAGUGCGUGAUGAGCAGCUCUCGGAAUUCUUGCUCUCUCUUGCCGCUCGAUCCGCACAGAUCCAGUUGAAGGAGCAAGCGUUGGCUGCCUUUCCCAACGAGCAAGUGUACGAGCCUGUGGAUCAUUUCGCCAUCGACGAAGAUGGGGGAGAUUCAGACGAUGAUCAUGUGUCUAUGAAGUAUCAUCAUGUCAAGUCUCGACGACAAUCUUCGGCAGAUUUGUCCUGGGAACUUGAGUACAUGCGCCACCACAAGGAGGAGGCUGAAAUGAGGAUACGGGCUAUGGGUGCAUCUGCACGACCAAAGUCUUUAAUAAAGCACAAUAAGAAUGGCAAGAGCCCACCCAUGCUUGGCAGUGACAUCGUCCUUCCUCGAAGCGCCUCACCUGAGGGAACAAUGUGUGAACACCCUAGCACUGAUGCAGGCUCUCGUGGCGUACAGGAUCUUUGUACUGGCUGUGGUGACUUAUGGUGCGCAGCGCCGUCCCAGGGUAGCGGAAAGGGUUCUGGUCUUUGGAUGGGCACUUGUUGCAAGAACGAGGGCCAAGAGCGGGAAGUGCACGGCCUAAUGCCUGGCAUUGUGACCCCCAUGCCUCGUGUCGAUGAGGCUGGCAUUAGCAUGGGACUCAGCCCAUCUCCUUCCCAUACACAUCUGGAUCGCCUCACAGCCUCGCCCGGGAACCACAAUUCCCAGAAGCCGGCGAGCCCUAACCUCCAGAAAGUCAUCGAGGCCGAAUUCCAUAACGGAUUUGUGACUCAAAUUUAUAAUUACUUGUCUCUGGGUUACCCGUGCCUUGCCCGUUGUUAUGACUACGAACUCAGCCGAAUUUCGGGCAUCUCCAUCGAAGAUCUUCGCCGGGACGACUUGCAUACUGAUGCUAGAGGCUAUGUUGUAGCCCCAGAGACGGACAACCUCGCGGGUGCCUGUGCGCGAUGGAAAGCUCUCCGUCUGUAUAUCCAGGAGUGGGCGAGGCAAGAGCCUGGCAUGGCGGAAGAGGAUACCAAUCUUGAAAGCUGGGGACUACCAGAACGAAAAGGUAGCUGGGCCAUUUGA
Molecule: messenger RNA, 1866 nt
Organism: Penicillium expansum
Lineage: Eukaryota; Fungi; Ascomycota; Eurotiomycetes; Eurotiales; Aspergillaceae
Exons: 1
Coding region: 1-1866 (621 amino acids)
Source: RefSeq, a predicted model, not a curated record